Pelagomonas calceolata is the source of this 3676-nucleotide messenger RNA. The record is from the annotation of a GenBank genome assembly. Lineage: Eukaryota; Pelagophyceae; Pelagomonadales; Pelagomonadaceae.
GUAAAAGUUACGGCAGGCUGCCCAUUUCGCUUCGUGGCCCAGUGCGGUGCGUAAUACGCGGACCGAUGAUGCGACCCAACCCCUGACGCGAUGGCGCGGCGCCUGCUGCUAUUCCUGGCAGCCCUUCAGGCCGUGGGGGCCGACCUCGACGCCGCCCGCGCCGCGGCCGAGCGGGCCCGGAACCGGGCGGGCGGCGGCGCCUCGUCGACGGCGGCGCGGGCCGCGGCCGCCCGCGCGCGCCUCGAGGCGCUCCGGAAGCCCGCCGCCGCGGCACCCGCCACGCCGGAGGCCGCCAAGCCGGAGGCCGAGCCUGCCCCUGCGGAGCCUGACGAAUCGGCGCGCCUUGCGGCGGAGCAAGCCGAGCGGGACCAAGCCGCCAGAGCAGCGGAGGCGGCAGCAGCGGACCGCGCGGCCGCCGAGGCUGCCGCACAGCAGCAGGCAGCAGCGGACGCGGCAGCAGCGGCCGAAGCGGACCGCAUCGCCACGCAAAAGGCCGCGGCGGACCGCGCGGCCGCGGAAGCCGACGCCGCGGCCCGAGCGCACGAAGCUGCAGAGGCUGAUACUCAAUCUGCGCGGGAAGCGGAGGCCCAGGCCGCGGCCCAGACGGCGGCGGGCGAGGCCGCCGCGCUGCGCGAAGCGGAGCUCCAACGGGCCCAGCUACAAUUGGAGGACGACGCGAAGGCCAAGGCCCAGGAGGCGCUGAAGGAACGCGAGGCCAAGGCCGCGGCGAUCCGAGCCAAGGAGGCCCAACAGGCCCAGGAGGCCGCGCAAGAGGCCGCGGACCGGGCCAUUGAGCAAGCGGAAGCGACGCGUUUACGCCUGGAGGAGGAGGAGCGGGCGCGGGAGGAGGCGCUGAGGGUGCAGAUCGAGCGCGAGGCGAACGCGCUGGUCGAGGCCGAGGCUCGAAGAUUGGAGCAGGCUAAGGUUCAGCUGCUGGAGGACGAGAAACGCGCGGCGGAACGGAGGGAGGCGGACGCCAUCGAACGGCAAAAAGCUGCCGAGGCCGCCGCCGCGUCGAGGCGGGAAGCUUCCGAGAGAGACGCUGCUGCUGCUGCUGCGAAGCGAGAAAUGCGCGAGGCCGCCCUCGCGGAGGAGGCCGCGCGCUUAGCGGAAUUAGAGGAGGUCAAACGACGAGAAGCACUGCUCGAGGCUGAACAGGCUCAGAUGCGUCUGGAGCGGGAGGAAGCGGCUCGCGCUAGAGCAAGAGAACAAGCGACGGACAAGCAGGGCGGCAAGGCCCCGCCGGACAUCUACAAGGAUGUCGAAGACGUGGACACUUCAGAACUACUUGAUGUCAUUUCCAAGAUUCCGCUGCGAGUGUAUGAAUUGGAAAAAGAUACGAUGGAAGGGCGUCGAAGGUUCGGAGUGAUUGGAGAAGAAGUAGAACAGCUCGUGCCCGACGCUGUUCGCGUAGGAAGGAGGGCCUUCUCGCAGGGGCCCAAAAAACCGCCCGUGUUCGUCGACGACGUGGCCAUUGUCGACGAUCCCGUGCUAUUUAUGCAUGGUGUCGGCGCCGUGCAGCGGUUAUGGGAGAAGCAGGAGCAUUUGCGCGAUACUACUAGAUUUCUAUCCCACAGAGCGAACGAGACGGCUUCUCGCUUCGCUGCGUUGGAUGAUAGGUUGCACUUGGAGCCGCGAGAAUUGGACGAGGAGCGCUUGAUCGAAGCUAGAAAAGACCACGAGAAGUUCCGCGAGAACGAGGAGUUGCUUGAUAAAGAGGCUGUCAAUGAGAAGAAAGCUUCGCUACAGAGACAGAAGCUCGAGAACGCGACUCUGCGAGUAGAAGACGCCGCUGCUAGGGAUCGCAGUAAAGCGGAAGACCUCGCGGCUCGCGACCGCCACGCCGAGAAACUGAGACUGCAGGAGCAGUCCGUCCGAGACCAAGAAGAAGUUCGUAGAAAGACCGACGAGGCCCUCCUGAAACAACGGCUCGAGGACGAGGUCAAAAUAGAAGCGCUGCGGAAGGAGGCGGAGUUAGCACGGGUCAAGGCCGAGGAGGAGGCGCGAGCGGCCGCUAAAAGAGCAAACGAGGAUAUACAUCUGCGGGCGAUGCGGGCGAAGGCUGCGGAAGACCGGAAGAAGGUGUUAGAGGCCGUGCAGCUCGUCGCCCAAUACGCCGGGAGGGGCGCGGCGACUUUAUUGGACGAUCCGAAGCUGCUCAUGACUUUAGUCGGUGCGAUCGUCGCGCUGGUGGGUGGGGGGCACUUCGCGCGGGAAGCGGCCAUAUUGACUCGUUCAUUAGCGGAGGCUUAUUUAGGACGACCUAGAUUAGUCAGGGAGACGUCGCGGCGCUAUUUCGGCAAGAGUACGACCGCGCUGAAGGUCGUGUUGCGGUUGUUGUUUUAUCCAGUCUUCUGGGUGGGUCGAAUGCCUUCCCAUAUGAUUUUCCUGAGGCAUCGCAUGGUCGAUCUGAAACUGUGGCUCGUCUAUGGAUGUAUCGUGGCGUACUACUCUAUCUGUUUCAUGCUGGGCGAAAUGUAUCAAUCAAUAAAGCACCAGGGCAAGAAGCUGGCGUUGCUGAUUGAGAGAAGGAAGCUCGCCAAGAAGACGCGCCGCCAACUUACUAGGGAGGACGCCGAGUUUUUUCGAGAUGUGAAGAAGAUGCGUUCUGAUGAAUACGCCAAGGCGUGCCGAGCGCGGGCAAAGACCCAUGACGACGAGCGGCGGGCCGUCCAGGCAUCUAGAAAUGAGAUUCAUCAGAAGAACCUAGCGAUGGAGCGAGAAGCCUUACAGCGGGAGCGCCGCAAGGAGGCGGCUUUCCUCGACGGUGUCGUCUUACCGGACGAAUUACGACAGAGAGUCUUGCAACUCGCCAUCGCAACUAGAAAUGCCAAAGCCAAUAGAGCGCCCUUCCGGCACAUGCUCUUGCACGGCCCGCCGGGCACCGGUAAGACGUUAGUCGCGAAACGACUGGCGAAGGCGUCGGGUUUGGAAUAUGCGCUGAUGAGUGGCGGCGACGUCGGGCCGCUCGGUUCCGACGGCGUCACGGCCCUCCACACGUUAUUUAGGUGGGCUCGGACGUCGGAAACGGGCGUGCUCGUUUUUAUCGACGAGGCCGAGGCUUUUUUAGCCUCGAGAAGCAGAGCGAAACUCACGGAGCACAUGCGCAACGCGCUGAACGCGUUCCUGUACCAGACCGGCAGCCCGACGACGUCCUUCGUGCUAGUCUUAGCGACGAAUCGGGCCGAGGAUUUAGAUGAAGCCGUACUGGAUCGCGUCGAUGAAACUUUAUAUUUUGGGCUGCCGGCGUUCGCGGCGCGAGAUAAGUUGGUAAGGCUGUACUACGACGUCUACUGCGCGUCACUCAUCGAGCGGAAGCGCCACUUCUUAAAAAAGAUCUGGGACGCGGUGCGCCGCGCCCCGGCGUCGCUAAAAGUAACAAAAGAUGUGACGCCCGCCCUGCUCGGGGAGGUCGCCCGCGACACGGACGACUUCUCGGGGCGCGAGAUCGAGAAGCUGUUUGUCGCCGUACAGUCCGCGGCGUACGGUCGCGACGGCCGCCUCGACGCGAACACGAUCACCACGGCCGUCGCCGUGAAGCGGGGCGAGCACGACCGCAAGAACGCCAUGAACGCGGCCGACAGUACGCUGCGCUCGUCGGCCGUCGACGCGGCGAUGAACUCGCCGCGCGCCAAUUCCAGGGACGGGAAGCAGCGGUCGCCGCGGCGGAGGUAGC